AUGACUGUGCUCGAUCACCCCAAUCAUCCCUUGAUCAAUACACUUCUCCAGCAAGUGGAACCAUUGACGGACCACUCACAGAUUGUAGCCCAUGAACGGACUGGGAUGACCACUGCUCCUGUACAGACUGGGGGAACUUCUACAAGGACACCGGUCUCUGCUGUGUUGCCCCACGGAGGGCGCCCCGUGCCCGCACUGCGUGGUGUAUGCAUCCCAGAUCUCCCACGUCCAAGUCGUGGUUCGGCAUGGCGGGAAGCCGUGAAGCAGUGGGAAGAAGUUGAUCCUACCACUGGAUAUGCCCUGAAGGAUUGGCCUCAAGAAUGGUACACAGGCGUCAACAGGGUUUCCUUUGCACAAAAAAGAACAGACAGGCGCAUGGUUGCCCUGGAGUAUGAAAGGCUUGGGCACGAUGAUAGCCAGUUUCUCCAAGAAUAUCCGGAGGCAGAGAAGGGCAUGAAAGUGUUGCUUCAUGCAAUCAGACUCAAGCUGUUGCAACGGGGCGAGCUGGUCCAGCGACGAAGCAAAAAUGGUUCACCGCAAGAGCGGGAAACCACCUCAGAUAAUUAG
This is a messenger RNA of Sparassis crispa, 567 nucleotides long. RefSeq lists its product as hypothetical. Lineage: Eukaryota; Fungi; Basidiomycota; Agaricomycetes; Polyporales; Sparassidaceae. Bases 1 to 567 code for a protein of 188 amino acids. The record is from RefSeq and is a predicted model, not a curated record. The transcript has 2 exons.